Magallana angulata is the source of this 8254-nucleotide messenger RNA. RefSeq lists its product as uncharacterized. The transcript has 26 exons. Bases 1737 to 5084 code for a protein of 1115 amino acids. The record is from RefSeq and is a predicted model, not a curated record. Gene Ontology annotation, biological process: proteolysis. Gene Ontology annotation, molecular function: zinc ion binding; cysteine-type peptidase activity. NCBI's taxonomy places the organism in Eukaryota, Metazoa, Mollusca, Bivalvia, Ostreida, Ostreidae.
GAAAUGUGAUGGAUUCCUAUAAAAAUCAAACAAGAUUUUCAAAGGAUGAUAAAGAAAAUCUUGAGUUGUUGUUAGAAGAAUAUAAGUCUGUGAAUGACAAAGACAGUUUCUACCUUGAUAUCUCUGAAACUGAAGAUUUCCUAUUUGUUGGCCAAACAGAAUGGCAAAAAAGAUUACUCAAUAUGUAUGGUCAAGAAAUCUGUUUGUUGGAUGCAACCUAUAAAACAACAAAAUAUGACCUGCCAGCAUUCUUUGUGUGUGUUAACACCAAUGUUGGUUACACCAUUGUUGGCUGCUUCAUUACUGCAAAUGAAACAAAGAAUUCAAUAAUGAGAGGUCUGCAGUAUUUUAAGGACUGGAAUGUAAAUUGGCAUCCCAAAUAUUUUAUGACUGAUUUCGAUACAUCUGAAAUUAGUGCUAUAGAGGAAACUUUUGAAGGUAAAAAGAUGGUGUUUUUAUUUCUUUGAUAUUUUGCUGUUGUAUGGCAAGUUAGUUUUCCUUACUGGUGAACAAUUAAGAGUUUAAAAAAUGACUUCAUUUUUAUAUAUACAUGUAUACAUUUUGAAUUACAAAUAUUUUUAUUCAAUAUUAAAUAAAUGUCAAUGAAAGUAAGGGGUCAAGAAUAACUCACUGUGUUCAAUAUUUCAUUUUUUCUUAACAAAUUGUUUAUUACAGCAGAGUAUUGGUAAGUUGUUUAAAUUGUUGUCAGAGUGUGUGGGCUUUUCGUUGUGUGUGCUCUCAUCCAACAUCUUGAGACUGUAUAUAUAUAUUUUCGUUUCACAAAAUCUCACCUCAUCUCAGAGUGUUUCAGCAUUGAUGAUAAAAAAUCAUCAAUUCUAGAUCAUUCUGUUAGUAAUAUCAUCAAGAUUAAUAUGCUUUCUAUGACAUCUUUAACCUGCAGAUGUAUUUAUAAUUUUGUAUUUACAUAUACGUCUCAUCCAUGCAGAACUCAUUUUUCACUGUUGUCAGCAGACUUCAUAACUUUCCUCUCACAUAUACACCUUUUGUUUUAUAUAUUUAAAUUUACUGGUAAGUUUGGUGAUGGAGUAAAUACAAGAAAAAAAUUAUUUGGUGUUAUAAUUAAAUAUGGUUCAUGGUAGAUGUUCUCAUAGAUGUAGCAUUUAACAUAAAAAAAUAUUAAUAAAUAUUGGAUAAAAGCAGACAAAAUUAGAUAUAUCUUUUCAAUGCAAUGUAAAUAAAUAUAUGUAUCAGUUAAUUUAAAAAUACAGUUAAUAUUCUUAUGCCUUAAUUACUUAAUCCAUCCCUAGAUGUAGUGAUAAUGGUUAGUGCUUAUUAAAAUGUGGGGAAAAAAAAUAGAAAACCAUCUAUUGCUAGUGUAAAACACCAUAUUAUCUUCAGUAAUAAUGAUUAUAUUUAUUAAUCUAAAAAGGAAAAGAAAUCAGAUCGAGUAUAAACAGUGUAUAACAUGUUUCUUUGUUUUUGAAAUAUUAAGACUUUAUUUGAAUAUUUUGGACCAAAAAGGCAAUAUAUUUACAUUUUAGGUCCUUAUAGAAUAAUAAUAACCAUCUUAGCAGAUCUUUUAAAUAAACAGAAUGGGGUAGACAUUGGUAAUUGCAGAUAUUCAUGUGGAAGUCUUUGAUUUUAUCUCAUCAUAAUUAUUUGAAUUUGCAGAUUGCCACGUUUAUUUAUGUGACUUCCAUAGAGAACAAGCCUGGGACAGGUGGCUCAAGUCACACGUCAAUGGUUGUGCAGAGUACAAAGAUGAGAUACUUUCGAUGUUCCGAGAAAUAGCUAAAUCCACAACAGAAAACCAAUUUGAGCAGAACUUGGACAAUUUACGUUCCAGCAAGAUUUGGAAAAACAAAUUGAAGCUGCAACAAUGGUUUGAGCGCAUUUGGCUAGCUAAUUAUGAGAGAUGGGUAAGCUUGUUUAGGAGAAGUUUGUUCAAUGUCAGAGUGUCAACAACAAAUGGACUUGAACGACAACACCUAAAAUUAAAACAAGAAUACCUUUCUCACACAAGUGACAAGUCAUUGUCAAACCUUGUCAAUGUCCUUUUUUCGCAAGUCUUUCCUGAAAGUUACACACGGUAUAUUCAGUACAAUGCAAGAAGCUUGGAUUCUUGUAAAGCCUACAUCACCAGCAUUCCAAGUUUUUUGAAAAAUAGACCAAGAAUGCUUGUAGAACACUGUGUGAAAAGAAUGCCUCCUCAAGUACUGGUGAUACCAGGGGAAAACAUAAGAGAGAGGUCAUCUGGAAACUUUCAGGUGAAGAGUGUGGAUUCUGGAAGUGUGUAUGAUAUUAAUCUAGAAACACCAUGUCCAUCCUGCACUUGUUAUGACUGGCAGAAAUAUCACCUGCCAUGCAAGCACAUGCUUGCAGUAUUUCACAAUUAUCCGAGCUGGGACUGGGACUUUUUACCAGCUGAGUACCGGGAUGCCCCCCACUUUAAUCUUGACUUUGAAAUUUUGGAGUCCAUUCCGAAUUUUGAGUCAAAAAUUAAACAAUCAUGUCCAGUAGAAACAUCUCCAGAAAUUCCAGUACAUGUAUCUCCAGAUGAAAGACCCAACAGUUGCACAGAUGCAGAAGAAAGAGAAAGCCGGUUAACAGAUGCCCCAUCAAACACCAAAGACUGGCUUCAGUGCAGAGAGCUGGUUAAACAAAUUCAAGGCAGCAUAAUGAAUGUUUGUGGACUCAAUAUCAGCAACAUUGUUCAACAACUGAAACAAGUUGCUAAUGUAUUAAAGGAAAUUGAGCCAAAGGAUGAUGACCUUCCUGUAAUAAUGACACCAAAACGAAAAAGGAUCAGAAACAUGGAUGAUGUCUCACAUAAGAGAAGAAAAGUUUCAAAUUUGCCAAGGCCCAAAAAAAUAAAAUCAAGGAAGCAGAAAGCAAAGACAACAAACAUAUCGCUAAAAGAUGUCUGUACCCCAUCUGAAACUGAUGUCCAUAUGUCUGAAGAAUAUCAAGAUUUAACUACAACGGCAAAAGAUGAAAUACAGCUUCAAAAAGAAGUGAACAAAAUCUGGGAUCAGGCUGAAAGAACAGGUUAUGUCAUGGCAAGGUGUGGUGAUACUAACCUAACUGAUGAGGACAUCAUCUCAUUGAAGGGGAAUAACUGGUUGACUGACCAAGUCAUUGACGCAUGUUUGGGGGCCAUUGCCGAGGCAGAAACAGACAAGGGAAACAAAGUCUAUAAAAUGGUCACUUCAACAAUGACAUCUAUAUUGGAUGGACAUUGUCUUCAAAAGAUGCAUUUAAGAGAUGUUCAGUUACAUGGCUAUCAAGUAAUAAUUGGGGCUUAUUUCCAAGAGAUGGGACAUUGGGACCUUGUGGUAAUAGAGCCAAUGACAAGAACUAUAUUCUUCUAUAAUCCUCUUGGUGAGACCCUUCCACAGAAGAUGCACAUACAAGAAAAUUGGAGCCAUUUCUUCAACAGAAGAAUAAGUCUUGGGCUGGAGGUAGGCAAGUCAGGGGAGAAAUGGACUCUUAAAACUGUUCCUCACACAAAACAGCUGGAUGGGCAUAAUUGUGGUGUAUAUAUAAUUCUGUUUUGUGAAAGAUAUUUUACAAAAGAGAGUAUUUCAAACAUUACUAGUGAAGAACUGAGGAAUACCAGGGUGAGGCUUGCUAAUAAGCUGUUGAUGUACCAAGUAUACAUCAAAGACAAAUGUCCAGCAUGUGGAUUUCAAAUGAAACAAAGGCAAAAUAAGAUAACUUGUAGACAGUGUGACAGGAAAUUUCACAAGUUGCCACAUUGUGUUGGAGAAUCUCUUCAAGGGGAUGGUUUCGAGCAUUUUACCUGCAGGCAAUGUCUUGCCUGUGUGAGAGAGACAGUGUCAGAAGAUAGUGUUACCAUGAAGGUUCCUCAAGCAAAAAAUGUAAACCAGAUGCAUAGCACAGAUAUUCAAGAAAACAGAAAAACAUUUGAUAUACUCCAAAUUUUCAAGGACGCUGUGUUUAAAUCAGAUUUCUCUGAGAAAGACUGUGAAGAUUUGAUGGACGCAAUGCAACAUUGUGGCUGGAAUAGCAUCACAAGGGCAGCAGAGGAAGUGGGUGCUAAAAUUCCAGCAUUACCUAAUAAUGUCCAAACCAAAUUUCAUGGAUACAAAUGUUUGGGUGACUUUGGUGAUGGAUAUAUAAGUCUCCUUCCAGCAUCAAUUCGGAAAAAUGAUAUGUGUCCUUUGGAUACAGGAUGUUCUCCUUCGGAAAGUUUAUUUGCCUCCAUUAGUAUCUUACUAUGGGGAAAUGUCUACAAGAGGCAGUUUCUUAAACUUGCUGUUGUUUGCUCUGAAAUCAGACACUGUCCGGAUAAAAAAAAUCUAAUAUGGAAGGCAAUAAAUUCAACAUCCACAAAAGAUACUGAAGAUAUGUGGAAGAUGCAUUUGAAAAACCUUGCUUCUAUCACGCAGCACAAUAUCAUUGUCUAUACCAACAGUGGGUCAGAAAUAUAUUCCAGUGAGGAAAGACAGGUCUUUUCUCAUCAUUUCCCAUUACUGUUGAUAACACUGAAAGGAGCUUCCAGCAUGUCAUAUUUGCCAUUGGUUGAAAGUUUUUUUGUUGGUAGAGGACGUAGAUUUUAUGAGAAAUGUGGAGCCACUGCAUUUGGGGUGUGCCAGGGAGAUUUUGGGGAAAAAAUAUCUUGCACUCUCUGUGGCCAAAACUAUCAUAGACAUUGCAUUGAAAUAGAUGAUGAGCCUGCAUACUGUGGAUGCCAUAUUCAAAUGCCAUUCAAGCUUAAAGAUCUAUCAUUUUAUCAGAGUGACAAGGAUGUUCAUAAAGUCCUAAAGAAAAUAGACAUACAGGAACUGAUCAGGUCAAUAGAAAGUGGGGAAAAGCUAUCAUUUAGAAUGGAGAUAACCAAAGGCAAACACUCUGGGAGGAAAAAGUGGCUUAUAGAAAAAAAUAAAAGUAUCAUGGCCUUGUCAGAAAAGAUGAUUGAUUUCCUUACCAGCAAGGUAAAGAAAACUGCACACUGCUGUGGGAGAUAUGUAAAUUAUGCACUUGACAUUUACAUUCCAGAGAUUUUGAUAAAAGUUAUUCAAAACCAGGAAACAGUUAAUAGAUUCCAAGCUGAAUUAAUCAUGGAUGAAUUACCAAUAUCUGUCCCAGAUGUGCAAUGAGAACAGAAGCAGUAAUGGCAGUAGUGUCUAAUAUAUGUCAGUAUAAAAGAUUGAUGACAUAAUUGAAACUAUACAUAUCUGUACAUGAUGUAUAAUGAAAUAGUAUUUGAUGUUGGAAGGUAACUAUGUCUAUAUACGUGUUAACCUACCUGUACCUGAUGUGAAAUGAGAGAGUAUUUGAUGUAGGUAUAUGCCAAUGUCUGUAUAAGUGUUUACCUACCUGUACCUGAUGUGAAAUGAGAGAGUAUUUGAUGUAGGUAUAUGCCAAUGUCUGUAUAAGUGUUAACCUACCUGUACCUGAUGUGAAAUGAGAGAGUAUUUGAUGAAGGUAUAUGCCAAUGUCUGUAUAAGUGUUAACCUACCUGUACCUGAUGUGAAAUGAGAGAGUAUUUGAUGUAGGUAUAUGCCAAUGUGUAUAAAAGUGUUAACCUACCUGUACCUGAUGUGAAAUGAGAGAGUAUUUGAUGAAGCUCUAUGCCAAUGUCUGUAUAAGUGUUAACCUACCUAUACCUGAUGUGAAAUGAGAGAGUAUUUGAUGAAGCUCUAUGCCAAUGUCUAUAUAAGUUUUACCUACCUGUACCUGAUGUGAAAUGAGAGAGUAUUUGAUGAAGGUAUAUGCCAAUGUCGGUAUAAGUGUUAACCUACCUGUACCUGAUGUGAAAUGAGAGAGUAUUUGAUGUAGGUAUAUGCCAAUGUCUGUAUAAGUGUUAACCUACCUGUACCUGAUGUGAAAUGAGAGAGUAUUUGAUGAAGCUCUAUGCCAAUGUCUGUAUAAGUGUUAACCUACCUGUACAUGAUGUGAAAUGAGAGAGUAUUUGAUGAAGCUCUAUGCCAAUGUCUGUAUAAGUGUUUACCUACCUGUACCUGAUGUGAAAUGAGAGAGUAUUUGAUGAAGCUCUAUGCCAAUGUCUGUAUAAGUGUUUACCUACCUGUACCUGAUGUGAAAUGAGAGAGUAUUUGAUGAAGCUCUAUGCCAAUGUCUGUAUAAGUGUUUACCUACCUGUACCUGAUGUGAAAUGAGAGAGUAUUUGAUGAAGCUCUAUGCCAAUGUCUGUAUAAGUGUUAACCUACCUGUACCUGAUGUGAAAUGAGAGAGUAUUUGAUGAAGGUAUAUGCCAAUGUCUGUAUAAGUGUUAACCUAUCUGUACAUGAUGUGAAAUGAGAGAGUAUUUGAUGAAGCUCUAUGCCAAUGUCUGUAUAAGUGUUAACCUACCUGUACCUGAUGUGAAAUGAGAGAGUAUUUGAUGUAGGUAUAUGCCAAUGUCUGUAUAAGUGUUUACCUACCUGUACCUGAUGUGAAAUGAGAGAGUAUUUGAUGAAGCUCUAUGCCAAUGUCUAUAUAAGUUUUACCUACCUGUACCUGAUGUGAAAUGAGAGAGUAUUUGAUGUAGGUAUAUGCCAAUGUCUGUAUAAGUGUUAACCUACCUGUACCUGAUGUGAAAUGAGAGAGUAUUUGAUGAAGCUCUAUGCCAAUGUCUGUAUAAGUGUUAACCUACCUGUACAUGAUGUGAAAUGAGAGAGUAUUUGAUGAAGCUCUAUGCCAAUGUCUGUAUAAGUGUUAACCUACCUGUACCUGAUGUGAAAUGAGAGAGUAUUUGAUGAAGGUAUAUGCCAAUGUCUGUAUAAGUGUUAACCUAUCUGUACAUGAUGUGAAAUGAGAGAGUAUUUGAUGUAGGUAUAUGCCAAUGUGUAUAAAAGUGUUAACCUACCUGUACCUGAUGUGAAAUGAGAGAGUAUUUGAUGAAGCUCUAUGCCAAUGUCUAUAUAAGUUUUACCUACCUGUACCUGAUGUGAAAUGAGAGAGUAUUUGAUGUAGGUAUAUGCCAAUGUCUGUAUAAGUGUUUACCUACCUGUACCUGAUGUGAAAUGAGAGAGUAUUUGAUGAAGCUCUAUGCCAAUGUCUGUAUAAGUGUUAACCUACCUGUACCUGAUGUGAAAUGAGAGAGUAUUUGAUGUAGGUAUAUGCCAAUGUGUAUAAAAGUGUUAACCUACCUGUACCUGAUGUGAAAUGAGAGAGUAUUUGAUGAAGCUCUAUGCCAAUGUCUGUAUAAGUGUUAACCUACCUGUACCUGAUGUGAAAUGAGAGAGUAUUUGAUGAAGCUCUAUGCCAAUGUCUGUAUAAGUGUUAACCUACCUGUACAUGAUGUGAAAUGAGAGAGUAUUUGAUGAAGCUCUAUGCCAAUGUCUGUAUAAGUGUUAACCUACCUGUACCUGAUGUGAAAUGAGAGAGUAUUUGAUGAAGGUAUAUGCCAAUGUCUGUAUAAGUGUUAACCUAUCUGUACAUGAUGUGAAAUGAGAGAGUAUUUGAUGAAGCUCUAUGCCAAUGUCUGUAUAAGUGUUAACCUACCUGUACCUGAUGUGAAAUGAGAGAGUAUUUGAUGUAGGUAUAUGCCAAUGUCUGUAUAAGUGUUAACCUACCUGUACCUGAUGUGAAAUGAGAGAGUAUUUGAUGAAGGUAUAUGCCAAUGUCUGUAUAAGUGUUAACCUAUCUGUACAUGAUGUGAAAUGAGAGAGUAUUUGAUGAAGCUCUAUGCCAAUGUCUGUAUAAGUGUUAACCUACCUGUACCUGAUGUGAAAUGAGAGAGUAUUUGAUGAAGCUCUAUGCCAAUGUCUGUAUAAGUGUUAACCUAUCUGUACCUGAUGUGAAAUGAGAGAGUAUUUGAUGAAGCUCUAUGCCAAUGUCUGUAUAAGUGUUAACCUACCUGUACCUGAUGUGAAAUGAGAGAGUAUUUGAUGUAGGUAUAUGCCAAUGUCUGUAUAAGUGUUUACCUACCUGUACCUGAUGUAAAAUGAGAGAGUAUUUGAUGUAGGUAUAUGCCAAUGUCUGUAUAAGUGUUAACCUACCUGUACCUGAUGUGAAAUGAGAGAGUAUUUGAUGAAGCUCUAUGCCAAUGUCUGUAUAAGUGUUAACCUACCUGUACCUGAUGUGAAAUGAGAGAGUAUUUGAUGUAGGUAUAUGCCAAUGUCUGUAUAAGUGUUUACCUACCUGUACCUGAUGUGAAAUGAGAGAGUAUUUGAUGUAGGUAUAUGCCAAUGUCUGUAUAAGUGUUUACCUACCUGUACCUGAUGUGAAAUGAGAGAGUAUUUGGUGUAGGUAUAUGCCAAUGUCUAUAUAAGUUUUACCUACUUGUACCUGAUGUGAAAUGUAUUUGAAGUAAAAUGUUUGAUGA